GUAGAGGCCUUCAGUGGAAAACAAGUUUAUUUCGGUGUUGUUGUCUCUGAACAGCGAUCAGAUCACCUGCUCUGUUCUUGAACAAACUGCAAUUUUAAGUAAAAGUACGAAAAUUUCUCACGAUUUGGACAAAGAUGUAUGUAAUGCAUAAUCUAUGAAUCCGUUUACUGUCGUUUGAAAUGAAUGCGCAGAGCGCACGACCGUCGUGAACACACAGACGUACGUGUGUUCUCGCGGUGCCUGCUCUUCUCGUGUGAGCGGAGGAGGGAGUUCAAAACCGGAGCUGUGUUAGCAGAGUUAGCUAGCAGGAGAACUGGAAUCAUAUCUGCCUACCUAACACCUAGUUACUCCGGUACCCGGAUCCAGUGACGCUUCAUUGACGGUGACAUUUCUGUCCGGCCGGAGAGACGUGUGUUCCAGUCCUUAUUUAGCUACACUUUCUACUCCGGUGUUGGCCGAGGGGAGUGGUUGUUGUGAACCGGAGUAUUUGAGCGUGACGUCUCGGUGUGUGUGUGGUGUAGUCGAGCGACAUGGAGCUCGAGGACGACACCACGGUGCUCGCGACUCUCAAGUCCUACCAUAGCUUCAUCUCCAUGCCGGAAACACAGCAGUGCGUCGCAAAGCCAAAUCUGGGCCUGCACACCCAGUACCUGAGGAGCAUGGAGGUAGGACACACACACACACAUACAGACAGACACACACACACACACACCCUGUGCUGUGCAGAGAGUGAAACACACUCCUCUACCCCCCCCGCCCCCCAGGGGGUCCAGGAGAACAGGAGCCUCCAGGGGGUCCAGGAGGAGCAGGAGAACAGGAGCCUCAAGAGAGCUCGUCUGGAGCUGGAAGAGGCUGCCUGCGUCAGCGCACGCCAGCUGGAGCGAGAGGUAGAGCGUAACAGGGAGCUGCUGGGGCGAAUCAGACGUCUGGAGGAGCGGGUGGACGAGGCAGCCAGGAGCCAAUCAGAGCAGGAGGGGGUGCGGCGCAGUCUCCGUAGCAACCUGGAGGCUGUGAACAGGAAGCUGGCUGAGAGAGAUGCACAGCUAAGCUCCGCCCAGCAGACUGUUAGCAGCCAGAAGGAUGAGAUCAGAGACUUGAAGCAGCAGCUACAGAGUCAGGAGAACAUCGUCUCUACACACACUCUGGAGCAGAAGGCUGUCCAGCAGCAGCUGGACCUGCAGCGCAGGAAGUAUCAGGAGAUGAGUCAGCGUUGUCAGGAGCUCCAGGAAGCCCAGUCCUCUUGCUCUGACCACGAGAUGAAGAUCAAGGAGCUGCAGUGUCGUCUGGAGCUGCAGGAUCAGGACAGCCUCAUCGUCCAGAACAUGAGGUCAGAGGUCGCCAGGGUUCCUGACCUGGACAAGGAGCUGAGAGCCCUGCGCCAGGAGAACACCUACCUCAGGGAGUGGAGGGAGAGCAGUGGGCUGCUGCAGGAGGAGGUGGAGGGGCUGAGGAGGAAGGUGGAGAGGAUGGAGAAGAUGAAGGAGGAGGUGGUCACUCUGGAGCUGGAGAGAGAGAAACUGCUCCAGUCUGUGCAGGCCUGGGAGAAGCUGGGUCAGGCCACUGGGCUCGACAUCAGGAAACCAGAUGAUUUGUCCAGAGAGGUCAUCCUGAUCCAGCAGAGAGAGAUAACCCUCAAACAGCAGAACUAUACUCUCACCAGCAGCUUGCGUGAGGUGGAGCGUUCCAGGGCCAGCCUGCAGGGGGAGCUAGUGCUGCAGAUCUGCAGGCUGCAGGAGGAGCAGAACAAGACACAAACACAAGAAGCUCUGGGCAGACGCCUGCAGAAAAGACUGCUGCUGCUCACCAAGGAGCGUGACGGCCUGCGGGGGAUCCUGGAGUCAUACGACAGCGAGCUGGGCUCAGACUACACCCCCCUGCUGGGCCGCAGGCUGAGGGAGGCGGAGCAGGGCCAGGCCCACAGCCAGGGCCUGCUGGCCCAGCUGGAGGUCCAGCUGAAUGCAGCUCAGGAGGAGACAGGAACUCUGAAACGACAGCUGCAGUCUGUGGAGCUGGAGUUGGAGAUGAUAAAAAAACAGGCAUCUGUUGCCGAGGGCAACCCGUUAGUGACCACGGAGGAAGUCAAUGCUCUCAGGCUGAAGGUGGAGGAGCUGGAAGCGGAGAGACAGCGUCUGGAGGAGCAGAACUCCACCCUGGAGAUGAGGCUGGACAGACAGCUGCUGCAGGGAGACUAUGAUCCAGUCAAGACAAAAGUUGUCCAUCUCAGGCUCAACCCCACCAGUGUUGCCAAGCAACUGCGCCAAGAGGAAGUGGAAUCUCUCCGGCAGGAAGUGACACGUCUGAGGGAGCACCUGCGCUCACUGGCUAGCCCCGCCCCCGAUGCCAGCGCUGCCAACGUCAGCAUCAGCCUGCCCCCUUCACAGGAAGUACUGGAGCUGCGCCGUCAGAUGGAGAUGAGUGAGCUGAAGAACCAGCGUUUGAAGGAGGUGUUCCAGAAGAAGAUACAGGAGUUCCGGACGGUGUGCUACGUCUUGACGGGGUACCAGAUAGACCUGACCACCCACAACCAGUACCGCCUGUCCUCCGUCUACGCUGAACACAUGGACGAUAUCCUGCUCUUCAAGUCAGGAGGGGGGGCGGGGGGCAGUGUGGGCGCGGGGGCCAUGCAGCUGAUGGAGACCUGCUUCUCCAGGACUCUGGCUCCCAUGGUGGACCUGCACCUGCACCAUCAGAAGAGCAUCCCUGCCUUCCUGUCUGCGGUGACCCUUGACCUCUUCAGCCGACAGACCACCGUCUGAUCCCUGACCCUCUGGUUCUCUGUCCAGCUGGCAGGAGAAUCUGCUGUUGCUGCAGACCCCGAUCACCCCUGGAGAACUUCUAGGAGACCAUCUGGAAGGAUCUCAUGUUUUUCUGUUUAGUUCUUUGGUUUUAGUCUAGACUGAACUGAACUGGACUGUCUCUCACACAGAUAAAUACACACACACACAACUUUGUUGUGGUUUUACCUGUUUGGUUGGGUUAAUAAAGAGAUGUCUGGAAUCCAU
Messenger RNA from Osmerus eperlanus (European smelt), 3002 nucleotides. It is a transcript of the gene mad1l1, whose product is annotated as mitotic arrest deficient 1 like 1. Bases 531 to 2756 code for a protein of 741 amino acids. The transcript has 17 exons. Lineage: Eukaryota; Metazoa; Chordata; Actinopteri; Osmeriformes; Osmeridae. Gene Ontology annotation, cellular component: mitotic spindle; kinetochore; nuclear envelope. The record is from RefSeq and is a predicted model, not a curated record. Gene Ontology annotation, biological process: mitotic spindle assembly checkpoint signaling; attachment of mitotic spindle microtubules to kinetochore.